AUGACUGACCGAAAGCUUGUCGUUUUGGGCAUUCCAUGGGAUGUGGACACAGAAGGACUCAGAGAAUACAUGAGCAAGUUUGGGGAUUUAGAGGACUGCAUUGUAAUGAAGGAGCGGACCACUGGUCGUUCUCGUGGUUUUGGAUAUGUUACAUUUGCAGCAGUUGAGGAUGCGAAGGCUGCAUUGACAAGCGAGCAUGUCCUCGGUAAUAGAAUGUUGGAGGUCAAAAUAGCCACACCAAAGGAGGAGAUGAGAGCUCCACCGAGUAAAGUGACCAGGAUUUUUGUGGCAAGGAUUUCACCAUCUGUGACUGAAGCUAUGUUCAGAAGUCAUUUCGAGAGGUAUGGUGACAUAACAGAUUUAUACAUGCCAAAGGAUCCAACUGCCAAGGGCCAUCGUGGGAUUGGAUUUAUCACUUUUGCAAAUGCUGAGGCAGUUGAUGAUCUGAUGGCUGAAACCCAUGAGUUGGGAGGUUCUACUGUAGUCGUGGAUCGGGCAACCCCAAAGGAGGAUGACUUCCGACCAGUAAGUCGAAUGCCUCAGGGUGGUGGCUAUGGUGCAUAUAAUGCUUACAUGCAUUCUGCAACGAGAUAUGCCACACUUGGUGCUCCAACCUUGUAUGAUCAUUCAGGUCCUAUGUAUGGAAGAGGGGAAACAGCUCGUGGAAUGGGCAAAAAGAUUUUUGUUGGCAGGCUUCCUCAGGAGGCAAGCAUAGAAGAUCUCCGUCAGUACUUUGGGAGAUUUGGUCGUAUUUUAGAUGUUUAUGUUCCAAAGGACCCCAAGAGAACGGGUCACAGGGGAUUUGGUUUUGUGACUUUUGCCGAAGAUGGUGUUGCUGAUCGUGUAGCUCGGAGAUCUCAUGAAAUAUGUGGACACCAGGUUGCAAUAGAUUCAGCUACACCAAUUGAUGAUGCUGGCCACAGUAGUAAUUUCAUGAUGAACAAUCCUGAACCAUUCGGGUAUGGUGGACCUCUGCGUUCCUAUGGCAGGAUGUAUGGGAGCUUAGAUUUUGAUGAUUGGGGUUAUGGCAUGGGUGGUGGUAUGCGCGGCGGCAUGGGUGGUGGUGGUAUGCGCGGUGGCAUGGGUGGUGGUAUGCGUGGCGACAUGGGUGGUGGCAGGCCUUCUCGUUCAGAUUACAGACUACUUGGGAAUGCCUCCGAGAACCUAGGGUUUGUCAACAUUACUGAUCUGAAUGGUGGCAAAGUCAACUUCGGUUCAGCGGUUCCAGGCUCCAAACUUGACUCCACCUACUCCAAAUUAGUCCAACUUCCUGUUUUAUCCUAA
Fraxinus pennsylvanica is the source of this 1284-nucleotide messenger RNA. Lineage: Eukaryota; Viridiplantae; Streptophyta; Magnoliopsida; Lamiales; Oleaceae. The record is from the annotation of a GenBank genome assembly.